Messenger RNA from Linum trigynum, 2269 nucleotides. Lineage: Eukaryota; Viridiplantae; Streptophyta; Magnoliopsida; Malpighiales; Linaceae. The record is from the annotation of a GenBank genome assembly.
UACCGCAAAAGGAAAUACACAUGAAACUUUCAUGCAGAGUUCUGAUACAACAUAAUCGUCUCCAAGUCGAUUCCAUCAAAACGUGUCCUGUGCCGCAUUUGAUCUUCUCUACUCUAGAUGGAACCAGUUGCAGCAGAAGAGAAGGUUCAAAGUGAUCAUGGAGGGCAGGACUAUACGGAGGAUGGAACUGUUGAUCUCCAUGGUCGGCCUGUGUUGAGGUCAAGCACUGGGAAAUGGAAAGCUUGCUACUUUCUUGUAGGCUAUGAAGUGUUUGAAAGAAUGGCAUUUUAUGGGAUUGCAGCAAACCUGGUAAUAUACUUGAGACACAAGUUACAUGAAGGCACAGUAGAAUCUUCAAACCAUGUUACCAACUGGGUUGGCACGGUAUGGAUGUUGCCCAUAUUUGGUGCUUAUGUUGCAGAUGCGCGCCUCGGUAGGUAUUGGACUUUUAUCAUUGCUUCAGGCAUCUAUCUCAUGGGAAUGACCCUUUUGACAAUGGCAGUUUCAGUCCCUGGCCUGAAGCCUCCAUCCUGCGGCGGGAGCGUGAAAGAAGAUGAAUGUCCAUUGAGGGCGUCGGCUGUUCAGAAGGGGGUUUAUUACACAGCUCUGUAUAUAAUUGCAGUUGGAACAGGUGGGACCAAGCCCAACAUUUCCACCAUAGGAGCAGACCAGUUUGAUGAAUUUGAACCCAAGGAGAAGAAGAGGAAGCUGUCUUUCUUCAACUGGUGGAUGUUCAGCAUCUUCUUUGGCACCUUGUUCUCAAACACCUUUCUGGUCUACAUCCAAGACAAUGUGAAUUGGAGCAUCGGAUAUGCCAUUCCGACGGUGGGUCUUGCCAUCUCGAUCGCUGUGUUUCUGACCGGGACCCCAUUCUACAGGCACAGGUUGCCUGCAGGCAGCCCUUUCACCAAGAUGGCACAGGUGUUUGUGGCUGCCCUCAGGAAGUGGAAUACCACUGUGCCAAAUGACUCAACCGAGUUGCAUGAACUCAGGUUGGAUGACUACUCAAGAGCAGGAAAUUUCCCAGUCCACCAUACCACUCCUCUGAGCUUCCUCGACAAAGCAGCAGUGAAAGACAAGUCGUCAAGUUCACCAUGGAUGGUGUGUCCUGUAACUCAAGUUGAAGAAACCAAGCAGAUGAUCCAGCUGCUCCCAAUCUUCACAGCCACAAUCGUUCCCAGCAUCGUCAUCGCUCAGAUACACACCUUGUUCAUCCAGCAAGGCACCACCUUGGACAGAAAGGUCGGCCCGCAUUUCAGCAUCCCACCAGCCUGCCUCACUGUGUUUGUCACCCUAUCCAUGCUCAUCUCCCUGGUCGCCUACGACCGGAUCCUCGUGCCAGCAGCCAGGCGAUACACCCGAAACCCAAGAGGGAUCAGCAUCCUGCAGAGGAUGGGGAUCGGCCUCUUCUUGCAGACAAUCACCGUGGCAGUGGCUUCCCUAGCAGAGACGAGGAGGCUCAACGUCAUAGCACAACAUAACAUCACGGGGAAACAGGACACGGUCCCUCUCACCAUCUUCCUCCUCCUCCCCCAGUUUGUGCUCAUGGGGAUCGCAGAUGCGUUCGUGGAAGUGGCCCGGAUCGAGUUCUUCUACGACCAAGCGCCCCAAGGGAUGAAGAGCCUUGGGACAUCCUACUUCACCACCGGCUUGGGGGUUGGCUACUUCAUGAGCAGCGUUUUCCUGAGAACUGUGGCCAGCGUUUCCAGCAGGCAUGCCAGGAGAGGGUGGAUCCUGGACAAUUUGAACCUCUCCCAUUUGGACUACUACUACGCACUUUUGGUGAUCUUGAGCCUUGUCAACCUGCUCUACUUUCUUCUUGUUUCCAAGUUCUACGUGUACAACGCGGCCAUAAGAAGCAACAAGAAGGAUGUUGAUGUUGAUGAUGAUGCCAGUGAGGAGGAGACACUGCAGUGCAAGUGAGGAGGUAUCCUUUCAAUGGUUGUAUCUUUCAAGGAUCAAAAACCAACAUGUAUUGUUUUAUAUAAGCAGGAAUGGUGAAGGAAAUGGAGGGAGAGAAGUUUCCUCUUUCUUUUUUUUUUUUGGUAGAAUGUAGACUUAUUAAUUUAAUGUUUUCAAAUUAUCGAAUAAACAAAUCUCUAUAAUUAAACAAUAGAGUAUUGUGGAUGUCAAUUGGAUUCUAUAUUGAAUAUCAUAUUAGACUAUUAUAAAUGUUAUGGAAUGAGCUAUUUAUCUCUCUCUACAUUGAUAAUGAGAAUAGGCUCUUUCACAUUCUUUUUUGUGUCUAGAAUAUAGACCUAUUUAUCUU